Pelobates cultripes (western spadefoot toad) is the source of this 411-nucleotide messenger RNA. The record is from the annotation of a GenBank genome assembly. NCBI's taxonomy places the organism in Eukaryota, Metazoa, Chordata, Amphibia, Anura, Pelobatidae.
AUGCAAGCACCCCGCAAGCCCUCACUCCCCCCCCAGAACGGCAGGGGUGAUCCCGGUCCACCCUUGGGAGGCUCGCCUGCUAUACUCGGCACACAGAGAGAGACCACGGAGACCGCAGGGAAACCAAGUGAGCCACCAAGUAUGGCGGACGCCACGUGGCACCACCACCCUGUCAACGAGCAAAGAGACCUAAUGGCCAGACUCGACAGAAUCUUUGACAAAUUCUGGCAGGACCUGGAGAAGAGGAGGUAUCACACCAUCUCUGAGCAGCAGAGAGCACACUCACCUUCACAGCAGAUUGUGUGCCCACAGCAGACACCCACGGUCUCGGCAAAGGUCCCAAAAUGGCGACGACGCAAAAACAACGGCACAUGGAUGGAAAACAGCCCGAACCAAGACUGGGUCUACUAA